CCACCACACGCGAACCACUACUGGACCAACAUAAUGCCGUCGAGAUCGACUAUAUGCGCUCGUCUGUCCACUUGAACGCCUGGGAACCAUGUUAUCAUGAAUACAUGAACCACGAGGUGGCCGCCAUCAUGGUCUUGACGAUCAUCAAAUGCCUUGCUGCGCCUCCAUAUCAGGGCACGAUCAUCGCGAGGCCGCCAGGAAGACAGACAGCAUGUAUCAUUGUAUGCGUGUCGAGAGGCGUGGAUGAUUAUCAUGAUGUUGUCGUACUGCAAUUACAGAUCCGCUAUCAACGAAGGCAGCGGACGGCGUCAGAAUCUAUGCGACAUCGUUGGCACGAGCUCGAAAUCACAUCUGCCAAUGUUCCUUCGUAUCGUCUGGCAUAGACCGCAGCGACGUUGGGAAAUUCGAUAGAGAAGCAUAUCUGCAGAGUGGCCC
Serpula lacrymans var. lacrymans S7.9 is the source of this 435-nucleotide messenger RNA. RefSeq lists its product as uncharacterized. The transcript has a single exon. Lineage: Eukaryota; Fungi; Basidiomycota; Agaricomycetes; Boletales; Serpulaceae. The record is from RefSeq and is a predicted model, not a curated record. The coding region runs from base 54 to 383 and encodes 109 amino acids.